Messenger RNA from Pygoscelis adeliae (Adelie penguin), 3206 nucleotides. It is a transcript of the gene PKIA, whose product is annotated as protein kinase (cAMP-dependent, catalytic) inhibitor alpha. The transcript is spliced from 3 exons. Gene Ontology annotation, biological process: negative regulation of cAMP-dependent protein kinase activity. Gene Ontology annotation, cellular component: cytoplasm; nucleus. Gene Ontology annotation, molecular function: cAMP-dependent protein kinase inhibitor activity. Bases 499 to 726 code for a protein of 75 amino acids. The record is from RefSeq and is a predicted model, not a curated record. Lineage: Eukaryota; Metazoa; Chordata; Aves; Sphenisciformes; Spheniscidae.
GCGGGAAGGACUGUGGAGCGCUGCGACAGGUGCAGGACCGCGCUCCGGGUUUCCUCUUGCUCUCUCCAGUCCGGUGUGCGUUCCUCGAGUGACGGGGAAGACAUCUUAGGGCAGAAGGGUUUCAGGGGAACAGAAGUGAAAAAGGAUGUCGUCUCGCUUACGUUCCUGGAUUUGGAAUUCGCUUCACAGGAAACUAAAGGGAGUGUAGAAGAAGUUGGGAGAACCGGCCCUUAUACCAAAAUGGAUUCUGUUGACUUUUUCGGGGACUUCUGUUUGUGUUUUUUCCUUUUUCCAUUUUUAUCAUCUAGCACAAGGUUUGGGACAAACAAAAUAGCAGCAAAAUUCAAAUACCUUUGUUUUCUAAAUGGAAGAAUUAGUGAGUUGUUCUUCCAUCAUAUCACCUUCAGAAGUGGAAAAACAAGAGUACGUGCAGCAUUGUAGCUUGGCCAUUGACAUUGCACAUUGUUUGUGGUACUGCUAUGUGGAUAUUUGUUAGCAAUGACUGAUGUGGAAUCUACAUAUGCAGACUUUAUUGCUUCAGGAAGAACAGGUAGAAGAAAUGCAUUACAUGACAUACUUGUGUCCUCUCCGGGUGGGAACUCUAGUGAACUAGCCUUAAAGUUAUCAGAGCUUGAUAUAAACAAAGCAGGAGAAGGAGAUGCACAACGAAAUCCAAGUGAGCAAACUGGGGAGGCCCAAGGGGAGGCAGCAAAGCAAGAAAGCUGACAUCCAACUUUGACCGACUGGAGCAGCUGCUGGAUGUUUUCAGACUACAAGAGCAUGCCGGAACAAAUUUGUUUCCAUGAGCAAGCUGGUGGCAAAGAAAGUGCAUGUGUCUUCACUGCUGGAACCCACUCAACACAAUGCUAAAAAUGGGGGUACAAGCUGUGGCAGAAGACAGAAUUUUCUCUACCUCUGUCAUUAGCAAUGGUUGAACAUGUAUUGAUUUUUUGGGAUAGUGUCAUCAGAUGGAUCCCUUCAUAAUGACUACUUGAUGGGAACACUUUUAGAAAGUAGAACAGGUAAAUCUUGUAGCAAAUGGCCUUUGAAACAUCAGAGGAUCUAAUUCUGUAUCUUAAGAAAAGGCUUGUGUGAUCCUCAGAGUUUAAAAUUCUCUGGCCAAAGUGUUCGCCCAUUAAAAGAACUGUAAAGAAAGCACUGUUUUUAGAACUUUGCAUCUGUUUUACAGCUCUGUUAUUUACAAUGGUUUUUGUAUUGUACGACUUAGAUGCUCCACACUGCCCCUUCUCAACUGCUUAUGAAGAAUAUUUCUGUUACUGUGAAUUUUUCUACCACGCGUUUUGAAAGGGCUGUUUUUUUGCAUAAUGUGGUGUGCACAUGAUAGAUUUAAAACGUCAACCGCUAAAUUGAUUAUGCCUAAACCUAAAUGACUCAGCAACACUCUAAUUUGUUACUAGAUGAGCCUUCAAAAUGAUUUGUUAAUGUGAAUACUUCAGCGUGUUUUGUGUCCUUGGUACAGUUUUGCCACUUGCCUGUAGUUAGUUGCAUAUCAGAGACUCAAAUUGAAUCUUUUAUGUUAUUCUUCCCCAUUUUUCUAAUUUUACUCCCAAUUUCUUAAUUUUUCUCCGAGAUAUUUUUUUAAAAUGUUAGUCCAGGAAUUUUAUUGUUAUGGUAGUUUUAAAAAUACAUUUAUAACCUUAUAUGGUUUAAAAUUCAAACAAAUUCCGUGGUGCUAGAGAUUUUCCUGGUUCACAUUGUUAAAGAUGGGCCUUUGUUUACACACAGGAGAAUAACUGGCAUAGGUUACUGCCAAUUAUGUAUUCUGAAAUGAGUUUUAGAUUGCAGGAUAGUCCAACUAGUGGAUCGUGGGCUGGAUCCAGCCAGGGGGACUAUUUUUUUUCUAUUCCUUGCCUUUGCCUCAGUUGAUCAGGCCGUUGAGUUUGCGCAGCCAGUAGCCUGUUACUGAUGCACCAGGUACAGCCAAGUGCUAGAAGCUGCUACAGCAGCCUUUUAGCUAGGAUGUGGAGAGGGAAGUGAGAGACUUGGCAUCUAGCACCCAAAAGACUGUAUUUUUCCCACUUCAGCUAUUCCAAAAAGACAGUCCAAACUGGACCUUCAUUGAAAUACCAGGAUAGCUUGUCCAUCCAGAGGAUUUCUUAAAAUAUCUACAAAUGAAUAACCUAUUCCGCAGUAGCUAUGCUGAUUGAUUUCCUUCCCCCCCAUCCCGCCCCAAUAGACAAGGCCAUACAUGAGGUUGAAUACUGCAAAAUGGGGCAGCCACACCUCUGUGUGACUAAGGUGAGUAAAGAGAGUGACUGACUAGUAAACCAUGGCAAUCACAUAAGCACCAAUCACAAAGUCAGCAGAUUUGUUUUCUUUUAUUAACAGGAGGUGAUGUCACUUUCUUUAUAUAUAGUAUAUAUAUUAUAUAUAUUUUUGUGUUGUUGUUGGUUUCAAAUGUUAUGCACUUUUUAAUGUUUGUAAACUUUUACUAAUGAAUAGUGUGAUUGCUUCCUGAAUAUAUUAAUCAUCAGUUAACAAAACAUCUUUGUGGCCACAGCUGUUUGUUUCUACCAUAUGUAUCAUAGUACUUGUCACCUGAAAUUCUUUUGUGAGAUGUGUGGAGAAAAGAAAAACACUUCUGAUCAGUAUUAUGAGCUCAUUUAUUAGUGUUAAUAAAAAACAAGCCAGCAGUAUGCUUGUGGCUCAUUAGUGUAAUAUUAACUCUCACCUUUUAUGGUUUGGAAGCUGAAUGCCUUGCUCUCUUACUAGCUGUCAAAUGCCCUAUCUUCUUGGUAACAGAAGUAGUCCAUUUGCUUUGAAAAUACUGUUACCCCUAAACUAAUUAUUUAUUCAUUUGUUUCACUUGGUGUUCCUUUCAAAGUUUAACACAUUAUUAUUGAUUUUUUUUUUUUUAAUUAUCCCCCCCCCUCCCCCUUGCUCUUGCAUCAGGUCUUCAAGCUGAACUGGUUGCUCCUUUGUCAUGGACAAGUUACUGUCAAUCUAGCACAAACACCAGAAGGAAAUAAGAUUCUGGGGCUUUUUAUAGUGUUACUUUAUUGAUGACCCAUGAAACACCAUCAAUAAAAUGUCAUGGAAAAAGGUAAUAGUGGAAUAAGAAAUUACAGUACAUUAAAGUGUUGGUUUUCCUUAUUUUCCUUCAGUGCUUUUCUUUAUUUCAGUACACUUUCCUCUUCUUAAUUCUUUUGUGUUGUGAAAUAAAAUUCAUUUCAGCCUUUCCUCUC